AUGGAUGGGAUCUUACGCCGUUUUGAAAGAAUAUAUGAUGUGGUGGAGUCCGUUGAAGAAUAUCGUCCUGGAGGAUACCACCCAGUACACCUUCACGAUGUCUUUGACCACAGAUACGAGAUCAUCGCAAAGGUGGCAUAUGGCCAAUUUUCAACAGUGUGGCUUGCAAAUGACAGAGAGCUGAUCCAUGGUUAUGUUGCACUGAAGAUACUCAAGGCAGAUGCAUCAAAAGACAGCACAGAACUCUCCAUGCUUCUCAGUCUAUCAGAAUCUAACAUAGACCACCCUGGAAGAAGACAUGUGGUAGAAUUGCUGGAUUACUUCUACCACGCAGGACCCAAUGGGAGCCAUUUGUGCCUCGUUCUUCCUGCCAUGGUGCCCGACGGACAGGCCAUGGUAACUACUGGGACUCCACACGACGCUGGGUAUAUACAGUUGUUAUCCCGCCAGAUUCUACUGGGUCUUGACUUCCUUCACCAGUCUGGUAUUGUUCAUUGCGACUUGCAGCCAGCGAAUAUACUGGUCUCUAUUGCAGGCGGUAUAUCUGACGACAAAUUCCUACAGCCUCCCGAGCUCACUCCAGUCAAGUGGCUCGGUGGAGUUAAGCAAGACGAUAGUGCCCCCAGGUAUCUAGUACCUACGCAGAGACGACGUGGCCAACUAGACAACGUGCCCUUCUCGGCGUUGGUUGUUAAGAUUGGAGAUCUGGGCGGUGCUCAAUGGGUACACCAGUGCGACCGGAUUCCGGUGACACCCAAAGCGCUACGGGCACCCGAACUGAUAACUCGUAGCUCGUGGGAUAUCAAUAUCGACAUAUGGGCUCUGGGCUGCUUAAUAUUUGAACUGGCAACAAACGAGCCUUUAUUCCCCCUGGGUAUGUUUGGGCUUACACAGGACGAAAUCGACAAAGAGCACGAAGGUCUCAUUAGCCAGUUACUGGACUCUAGCCGAUGUUUUACCACACACCUGGCGGAUAGGUUAAUGGGUGAGUUUGGAGCUGAUAAUUUGGCACGUCUCGCGGACUUCCUUCUACUCGUGCUCUCGAGAAGUCCAAAACGGCCAUCAGCGAAACAACUACUCUCCACACCCUUUCUCGCAAACGAAGUGACAAUCACGCAUCAAUAG
Molecule: messenger RNA, 1125 nt
Organism: Aspergillus versicolor CBS 583.65
Lineage: Eukaryota; Fungi; Ascomycota; Eurotiomycetes; Eurotiales; Aspergillaceae
Exons: 5
Coding region: 1-1125 (374 amino acids)
Biological process (GO): regulation of mRNA processing; spliceosomal complex assembly; protein phosphorylation
Molecular function (GO): protein kinase activity; ATP binding
Source: RefSeq, a predicted model, not a curated record